This is a messenger RNA of Nematostella vectensis (starlet sea anemone), 2374 nucleotides long. Its product is annotated as high-affinity lysophosphatidic acid receptor. Bases 292 to 1437 code for a protein of 381 amino acids. NCBI's taxonomy places the organism in Eukaryota, Metazoa, Cnidaria, Anthozoa, Actiniaria, Edwardsiidae. Gene Ontology annotation, biological process: G protein-coupled receptor signaling pathway. Gene Ontology annotation, molecular function: G protein-coupled receptor activity. The record is from RefSeq and is a predicted model, not a curated record. The transcript has a single exon. Gene Ontology annotation, cellular component: membrane.
GUUUCUAGUGGUGACAGGGAGUUGAGCUUAGCGACCAUUCGCUUUUCGCUUGUGAGCCCGAAGUCACAGUCAUAACAAAAGUCGAAGGAUAAUGGCUAACCGUAAUCCCUCGCCGCUUCGCUGAGGCUUAUAAGCGUGAAAUUAAUUGCCUGUUGGUGUAUCCUAGCUGGGGUAAACUUGCAAUGAUUAUGAUUUUAAAGGUUUGCUUCAAACGGGCAAGAAACAAAGGCAAAUAACGCGUCUCGCGCUCGGCUUCAAAGCAUAUAAAAGCUGACCGCCGAAAUUUCUGAUAUGGUUUGGAACACUACAACACGGCCGACUGGUUUUCCUUUUUAUGUCGAGAAGAAUUACACGAAUUCUACAUCAAGCCCUUCAAACAGUUCAGCGAUUUCGUGCUCCGAAUCAUGGAUAUAUGAAACGGCGUUCGCUGUGUCGCUUGCCUUGUUGAUGAUAGCUAUGAUCGGUGUUAGUGUUUUUGGGAACUCUAUUGUUUGUUACAUUGUAUACCAGAAGCCGGCAAUGCGAUCGGCGAUAAAUCUUCUUCUAGCUAGUCUAGCUCUCGCUGAUGUGCUGACAACACUAGUGUGUAUGCCGUUUGCGUUCCUAACUAUCGUAACUCAAGGAUGGAUUCUGGGGCAAGAAUUUUGCCAAGUGAAUGCGCUACUCUACUCGUUUCUCGUGACUGAAGCGACCCUCGUGCUUGUUACAAUCAGCAUUGAUAGAUAUCUGAUUAUUGUACGAAGGAAAGACACUUUGACUCCACAGAAAGCCAAAAUCUAUAUCGUCGUCUCUUGGUUUGUGGCGUUUGGGAUGUCAGUGCCCCCUCUGUUCCGUUGGGGGAAAUUCGCGUAUGUGUUCGAUGAACUCCAGUGCAGUCUGGCGUAUCCAUCUCACCCAGAAAUCCACCUAUCGUACAGCCUAUUCUACCUAUCUGCAGCAUUUUUAAUCCCGUUUGUUAUCAUGGCUUAUUGCUAUUUCUGGAUUCUGCGGACAGUGCGUCGUAACUCUACCCGAAUACAAAAUCACCCGCCUAUCUCGAGUGGUAUGAUGACUACAAAAAUGCACCGGCCUGGUCGAAUGGACAUAAAUUACAGCUUCAAAACUCGAGCGUUCACAACUAUUCUCAUUCUAUUUCUGCUGUUUGUCGUUUGUUGUAUGCCGUAUACAAUACUUCGCUUCUAUUUGGUGUUGCGUGGUCCAAGCACUGUGACCUACAAACUAAGUGUGUUACUCUUGUGGCUAGCCUACUUGAAUUGUACACUGAAACCAGUGAUUUAUUAUGUGCGCAUAAGUAAAUUUCGUGAGGCUUGUACGGAUAUUCUGCCAUCGUGGUGCAUCCAUUUGCCCAAAUGUUUGCCUGGCCGUACGAUGCGAAGAAUUCGGCCCCACGCUAUUUAUGAAGUUGACAGACGUUCAAUAGCCGUGACUUCUAUUUAACGUUUUUGGUGGAAUGAAAGCGAAGAAAUAUUAUAAUUUUUCCACAAUUAUUAAAGACACAAUCUCUAUCAAACAUGAAAAUAUUAAAAAUUCGUCGUCAUUUUUAUGGAAAGGACCUAAUAUUUCUCAACUUCGAGCAGAUGUUUUUAUAUCUUUAUUUCAAAAUUCAAAUUUCUCAAUUUAGCGGUAAUAUUUCUGGACCAAUCACCUAUUAUAACAGAGUAGUUCGGUGUUAUUGAAAGGACCAUUAUUGCAGUAUUAUGUGAUUAGAAUGUUUCGCUGCAUGGUAACAUUUAGAAUUCAAAUAAGCGAACUAAAAUUUUGAAUAUUUUUUUUAAUUAUUGAAAAAUAAAAUAAAGUAAUGAAAAAUGCUAACAAACGUAAAUUUACAAAAUGAUUCCGAACUCGAAAAAGGGUUACAAGUAAAAGUAAUUUCAAAAGUGGAAUUUUAAAUACGACAUAUAAAUUAUAUGAAUUAUUUCAUUCUUUGUUAUUUGUUGAAUUGUAUACCAGCUAGAACAUUGUAUAUAUUUAUUUGUUUAACGACCCUUUCAUUCAACUAAGUAUCCGUUAGAAAAUUGUUUGAAAUACAUUCCAAAAAAGCUUUCUCGUACGUAUUUUUUAUUCAAAAUACGAAACGUUUGCAUUCUGUCUAUGUACUUGACAAUUGUCGGGCAACAUAACUUUUUCGGUUGGUUGUCAAUUCGUGCAUAUUUAGAUUUGUAUUUUUAUAGAAAACUAUUUUAAAAAUUGCCGUGAUUAAAUAUGUAUAGAUUAACAGAAAAUUAGACGAUUAUUAAUAAUCUUCGACCAUUUCACAUUAUUUCUUUUUAAGAAACUCUGUGGAAACGCUUUGAUUUAAAGAGUUUGUUUAAAAAAUAUUUUGAAAAAAUAUAUAUAUCUUGUAAAAUUGGACUAAUAAAAACAGUUCUUUUAA